AGCUACGGUUUAACGUUUUCUUGGCUUCAUACAAAUGUAUUAUUUAACAAAGGGCGAUAACACCACCAGGUCGUGAUGUAGUUGGCGUUAGCAGCAAGUUAGUUAUAUAGUGUUCACUUGAGCUAGUGGUCAAUGUGCAGCUCACUAACGGUCACUAACAAUCACUAACGGCCACUGGACUCCAGUAAACGAAGCUUGUCAUUGUACAGUCACUGAAUGCAGCAAAUGACAGGAUGGACUCCAGUGGGAAACCCUCAACUGCACAGGUCGUGGUUUUAGCCACCAGCUCAGCCCUGACAGCACUCUUCUAUUCCAUUUACAAGAGCCGAGCUACAACGGUUGCAAGAUUAAAGGAAGCCAAGAAAGUCUCCAUUGAUCAGGAUUUGAUAAACAUUCUGUCUGAAACUCCUGGAAGAUGUGUCCCAUACGCUGUCAUAGAAGGUGUAGUAAGAUCCGUGAAGGAAACUCUGAACAGCCAGUUUGUUGACAACUGCAAAGGCGUGAUUGAAAGACUGACCUUGAAGGAGGAAAAGAUGGUGUGGAAUCGCACCACUCAUCUCUGGAACAACACAGAGAAAGUCAUCCACCAGCGCACCAACACAGUUCCGUUUGGCCUCGGGCCACAUGAUGACGAUAUCGCUGCCACGGUACGGGUUAUACGUCCACUAGACGCUGCAGAGUUGGACCUUGAGACCACAUACGAGAACUUCCACCCCACGGUCCAGUCCCUGUCCAAUGUUAUCGGCCACUUCAUCAGCGGGGAACGACCCAAGGGCAUCCACGAAACUGAGGAGAUGCUGCGGCUGGGAGACAGCGUCACAGGCGUAGGAGAGCUGGUCCUGGAUAACAACCUGAUCAAGCUCCAACCUCCCAAACAGGGCUUCCGUUAUUUCCUCACUCGGCUGGACUACGACUCUCUUCUCAGGAAGCAGGGGAACAGCGUCAGACUGUGGAGGAUUCUCACCGUUGUCUUUGGCGUCGCUGCUUGCUCCACGCUCCUCUUCAUCCUGUGGAAGCGAUACGUACACCACAGAGAGAGCAAGAAGGAGAGGAGCAUGCUGGAGGAAUUCAAGGAGCAGCAGAAGAAACGCAUGCGUGAACUCAACGUAGAGGAAAGCAGCGUGUCGCCCACCAGCUGUACUGUCUGCCUGAGCCAGGAACGCUCCUGUGUGUUUCUAGAAUGUGGUCAUGUGUGUGCCUGUGCUCAGUGCUACGACGUCCUGCCACAGCCAAAGAAAUGCCCCAUCUGCAGGGCCACGAUAGACAGGGUGGUGCCUCUUUACAACAGCUAAUGUGGAAUACACCACAUAAGAAGCAUUUUACAAUCAUAAUAACACUGGAAAUAUGUCUUUCAAAAGCUGUCUGUUCUUCUUUGACAAAGGUAAUGCUGGUACAUUUUGUUGCACUUUUUUUUGCAUACUGCUAGAUAAAUAGUAGGUAUCUGUGCUCAAUCAAUUUCUCAUUAAAUGUUCAAAUUAACUUUGAAACCUGUAAAAAUAGAGAAAAUGAAAUUCCUUCUUUCAUCUUGGGAGAGAGAAAAUGAGAUCCAUACUUCUUCACACUGACAAAUAUUGAUUGAUCUUAGAAGAUAAGACUUUUUCUAUGAACGUACUUACAUUUUUCCACGUGUUUCUUAACACAGUUAAGACCUUCUGAAUGCAUUUUAAAGUAAUGAGGCAUAUUUAACUGUCAGUAAGCGGUGGUAUAUAUAAUAAAAAUACACUACAUCAAGCC
This is a messenger RNA of Sebastes umbrosus (honeycomb rockfish), 1734 nucleotides long. It is a transcript of the gene mul1, whose product is annotated as mitochondrial E3 ubiquitin protein ligase 1b. Gene Ontology annotation, cellular component: mitochondrion. NCBI's taxonomy places the organism in Eukaryota, Metazoa, Chordata, Actinopteri, Perciformes, Sebastidae. The record is from RefSeq and is a predicted model, not a curated record. Gene Ontology annotation, molecular function: ubiquitin-protein transferase activity. Bases 234 to 1292 code for a protein of 352 amino acids. Gene Ontology annotation, biological process: organelle organization; protein ubiquitination. The transcript is spliced from 5 exons.